GGAAGAUUGGUUAAGAGUAUUCAACCUACCAUUGGAAAAGUUUAUCAACGCUGCAGUCGAGGUCGAAAUGGGUUAUUUCGAUCGUAGAACGAUUCCCUUGCUGGUCAUCAUCGUAGGUCUAUCGGCAGCGCUGAUUGCCGUGUGCAUCGAUGCGUACGCUGGUGAUUCCGAUGACAACGAACAACCAAAAGUACCGGAUGCUGAAUCACCGCUGGAUUGCGAACGUCCCUCGGUGACGACGGCUAGCGGAUUGCAAGUGAAACGUAGUGCCUUCUGUCCCGGAGAGCUCAUUUUUGAAGACACCUUCGACCGGUUGGACUUGGAGAAGUGGCAGCAUGAGCACACGUUGAACGGUGGAAGUAAUUGGGAGUUCCAAUAUUACCUCAAUAGUAGACGAAACUCCUACGUGAAGGACGGCAUAUUCUACAUCCGACCGACGCUUCUAUCGGCGGAGACAGGUGAAGAAUUUCUCUCCAGUGGGUUGUUGAGCAUCCACGGAGGAACGCCCUAUGAUUUCUGCACUGAUCCGGCCAACUACGGGUGCGAACGGCAGGGAUCACCGCAAAACUACAUAAAUCCGAUCAAGAGUGCCCGCGUGCGUACGGUGCAUUCGUUCAACUUCAAGUACGGCAAGGUUGAGAUACGCGCCAAACUCCCGACUGGUGACUGGCUGUGGCCUGCGCUUUGGCUAAUGCCGAAGUUGAACCAAUACGGCACGUGGCCCUCCUCGGGCGAGAUCGAUCUGAUGGAGAGCCGCGGUAAUCUCGACUACAGCGUCAACGGAGCGCAGCUGGGCGUAGAACACGUAGGCACGACGCUUCACUUCGGCCCACAUCCAGGACUGAACGGAUACGAAAUGGCCACCGCGGCCAAAUAUUCAGCGACUGGGCAGGGUUUCAACAAAGAUUUCCAUCGUUAUCAGCUCGAGUGGACUCCAGAUUACAUGCGGUUUUCAGUCGACGAUGAGCAGGUGAUGCAGGUGAACGGCAAUUUCUGGGAACUGGGGCGUUUCGACGACCGUGCUCCUAACACACCCAAUCCGUGGGUCAGCGGCGGCAAGAUGGCACCGUUCGAUCAGGAGUUUUACAUCAUCCUUAAUCUGGCCGUCGGUGGUACGAACGGCUAUUUCCCCGAUUCCCCAGCCACCAAUGCGAACGGUAACAAACCAUGGGCGAACCAGUCUCCGACAGCGCUGCGUGACUUCUGGAACGGACGCUCCGACUGGUUACCCACAUGGAAGCUAGAGGAAAACGAGAGCGUGGAAGCAUCCCUACAGGUGGAUUAUGUGCGCGUGUGGGCAUUAUAAGGCCCGGGGACGCGCAAGCAUGAGAAUGGGUGACUAUAUUAGGUUCGCUUCUUCUUUUUAUGCUCUGUACGAUUGGGGUUUCCUUGAACGCGUUUGACCUUGAGAGGCACGUACGCUUGCUGGAACGGCCUCCGAUUGAUGAGCUGUUGUUGCGGUUUACUCUUCGUAACGGCGCUACUGCUACUGUAGCCAGAGAGUGAAAUAAAAUGCUCAGACUCUUCCGAA
Messenger RNA from Anopheles nili, 1531 nucleotides. RefSeq names its product beta-1,3-glucan-binding protein-like. Gene Ontology annotation, biological process: carbohydrate metabolic process. NCBI's taxonomy places the organism in Eukaryota, Metazoa, Arthropoda, Insecta, Diptera, Culicidae. The transcript has 3 exons. The record is from RefSeq and is a predicted model, not a curated record. Bases 68 to 1306 code for a protein of 412 amino acids. Gene Ontology annotation, molecular function: hydrolase activity, hydrolyzing O-glycosyl compounds.